This is a messenger RNA of Felis catus (domestic cat), 7074 nucleotides long. RefSeq names its product RAB27B, member RAS oncogene family (gene RAB27B). The transcript has 7 exons. NCBI's taxonomy places the organism in Eukaryota, Metazoa, Chordata, Mammalia, Carnivora, Felidae. Gene Ontology annotation, molecular function: GTP binding; GTPase activity. Gene Ontology annotation, biological process: positive regulation of exocytosis; melanosome transport. The coding region runs from base 360 to 1016 and encodes 218 amino acids. The record is from RefSeq and is a predicted model, not a curated record. Gene Ontology annotation, cellular component: melanosome; secretory granule.
CCCCACCUCCGCUGCCCUGAUGCUUAACAAGCUGAUGCCCCCGAAAGCCCUCGGUGAGACCCUCUAGGCAAAUCGCAGGAAGCAGGGAAGCUCUUCAGGGUUACCUUGUGUGUAAUAACCUGGAGCAGGCACUAGGACCGCCCCGACGCCGAUCGGCAGCCGAGCUUCACAGCCUGUCAGAGGGACUGAGCCGCCUUUGCUGUUACACAAGAGAGCCGACAGCAGCAGUAGCUCAACAUCCUCCCCCCUUCUGGCCCCUUGGAAGCUGACGGAAGCAACAGUGCCAUAAAGAAAUGGGCUAGAUAUUUCCAGAGGCUGAAAUCUGGAGACAUUUGAAGGUGCCUGCCGAGUCCAUCACUAUGACCGAUGGGGACUAUGACUAUCUGAUCAAACUCCUGGCCCUUGGAGAUUCGGGGGUGGGGAAGACGACAUUUCUUUAUCGAUACACAGACAAUAAAUUCAAUCCCAAGUUUAUCACCACUGUAGGGAUAGACUUCCGGGAAAAACGUGUGGUUUAUAAUGCACAGGGACCCAAUGGAUCAUCAGGGAAAGCAUUUAAGGUGCAUCUUCAGCUGUGGGACACUGCAGGACAAGAACGAUUCCGGAGCCUCACAACUGCAUUUUUCAGAGAUGCCAUGGGUUUCUUAUUAAUGUUUGACCUCACCAGUCAACAGAGCUUCUUGAAUGUCAGAAACUGGAUGAGCCAACUGCAAGCAAAUGCUUAUUGUGAAAAUCCAGAUAUAGUAUUAAUUGGCAACAAGGCAGACCUGCCAGACCAGAGGGAAGUUAAUGAAAGGCAAGCCCGGGACCUGGCUGACAAAUACGGCAUACCAUAUUUUGAAACAAGUGCAGCAACUGGCCAGAAUGUGGAGAAAGCCGUGGAAACCCUUCUGGACUUAAUAAUGAAGCGAAUGGAACAGUGUGUAGAGAAGACACAAGUCCCUGACACCGUCAACGGUGGAAACUCGGGAAAGCUAGAUGGGGAGAAACCAGCAGAGAAGAAAUGUGGCUGCUAGUCCCUGCAUAGGAACUGAUCAUCAAAAACCCCACCCAAAUAUUACUUCCCAAAACAGCGGCAAACCACAAAAUUGUUGUUGAGUAGACCAUGCAUACUGGCAUAUCUUGCUUUUCUGCCUGAAAAAUCUAUUUUAAGAAACCAGAAUAGUCAACAGUGUUCAAAGGAUUGACCAGUUGUCUCUGAGGCCCCUCCAGACAAGAUCAGAGAUUUCCUAAUGUGGUCUCACUAUGAUGGAUGCUCAAUUUGUGUAUGUGUGUGUGUGUUUAUAAAGAAGAUGAGUAGAUUAGAAAGUAUUCAAGAUGAUUAUCUGUGAGUUUUAAAUCAGAACAAAAAUUACCAUGUCACAUGGGGGAAAGGGAUAGGCCAGUAAAGGGAAAAUAUAGAAAGACAAUUUUUUUCUUAAAGAUUGGAUUUACUUCUCAUAUAGAAUUAGAUUUGUCCUUUCACUUUUGCAUUGGGGGGACAUAUUUAGCUAAAAAUGGGUACCCAAUAAAGAAAUCUAAAUCGAUCGUUAAGAAUGACAUGGCUAUGUACACCCAAUAAGCUGUCCUAGGAUGGCUUAAUUGCUGAUAAGUUGAUGAGAGUGUGAAAGUCAGACUUCUGCUAAAAUAUGGGAGAUUGUAUGUUAAUGUCCUUUUUAUAUUCUUAAUAAAUGGCAAAUAGACAAGAACAGGACUGUGAAUGACAAAGUACAAAAGAAAUACCCUGGAAGAAAAAUGAACGUAUGAUAACAUGGCAUUUGGACAAAUGAAAUUAAAUGUGUCUGUUACAGAUGUCUGGAAGAGUCAUUUAGCCAAAUUUCACCCAAGCCAAUUAGAAGUUGACAUUAUCACUUGGGAUUAAGAGAAUCUCCAGAGGUUUCCCUUUCAAACAAAAUUUUGGAAAUCAGUUCAUUGUUCAGUCUCACGUUUCAUUUUUCUUAGCAAAUGUUCAUGAGGAGAAAUUAAAGGUUGCCAAAUUUCUUUAUUUCUUUAGAAAUGCAGUCAAGAAAAACUAUUUAGCCUUACUUGCUUUUUUUAGAUAAAAUAUGUCAGCAAUAUGAAAACAAAAAGUGACUAAUAGUUGUGCGUUUCUUUUUAAUUUACAAAAACAAUGGAAACUUGGAAUCACUUUUCUACCCUCCACACCCACCCCUGGCUUUGAAUCAAUUGUAAAAAUACAGAUGUAUCACUUUGUAGAGCAACAACGUCAGAAUGAUGGAUGGUUUUAUGCUCGCUCUGAAUUUUCAUGUCAUUCAUCACAUAAAAAUUGAUGAUACCUCAUGCCAUAAAACAAUAUAUUUAACAUUUGUUUUCAUUUCACCUCAGGCAAAAUACCCACCUUUGAGGUAUAUUUGGGGGUAGGGAAAGAGUGGAGCUAUAUCUUACCUCUAAAAAGUUGGUUAAUCAUUUUAUUUUUUCACAUAAAACUGCCUUUUUUAAAAAAAAAUCAUCACAAGCAUAUUUUCCAUUGUCCUAUUCUUAGUAUUGUGUCUAAACUGAUAUUACAUUGGUUUUUUUUUAUCUUUAUGGUAAGCCUAAGGAACUCCUAUUAAACGAUUAUUUAAAUACUUGUCAGUUUUACCUAUAACAAAGGCAUCACGCUUCAAGUUUUCUCUUUUUAUCGUGAGUAUAUAAUUUUGAUAGGAUGGUUCCUCUUCCUAUAAAAUUUGCUAAUUAAAUUUCAUUUUGCCAUACUCUGUAUAUUUUUAAAUUACAAACAUUAGGAACCCUAAAUCCAAGUCCCCCAUUCUCCCCUUGAGCCUCUCUCUAAGGUCUACAUCUGGUAUUGACUCAGUUUUAGGAACACAGAUCCAAAGGAUUGUCUAAGAUGUUCUUGCAAAAUUCUCAGUGUUAAUUGCUCAGUUCCUCUGACUUCUGCAGCAUAAGGCCAGCUUCUAAGAUCCAUCCUGCUUGGGUGUUUCUUCCAAUGGUGUUUUUCUCUACGAUGCUCUUCGUGACCUCAGUGCCUGAGCCAUGGGGAUAGUAAGCUAUUAGCCAAGCUCAAAGAUGUUUUAACUGAGAGUAAAGUGAGAAGAAGCAAUAUAAUCGUUGCUGUGGCAAAAUUUGGCAAACUUCCUAUGGUCAUUUUAUCAACUCUUCUUUGGAUUCGAAUUGUGAUGUCCCCUGCAUCUCCGUAAUAGGGAACGUUUAGCCUUUAUAAAAUCCUAAAGGUAUUCUAUUUUGGAUUUGGUUUUUUGUUUUUGUUUUUGUUUGCUGUUUGUUUUUGGUUUCUAUUCUUUUUCCAGUUAUAUGAUUGACUUAUUUUUGCCAAGAUUCUGUCAUUGUCAGUUAUUUCACAAGAAUUUCUUCGGAGUCUAUUUUAAGAUCAUUAUUUGAUAGAUGUAGCAUGAAGCAGAGGGUGAUGAUGCCCAUAAUUAUAGAACUAUGCCUAUAAAAAUAACAAUUAUUGGGUAGCAUUCUCAAGAGGAAGGAAAUCUAAAGAAGACAAGGAAACUAAAAUAGCAUCCUGCUUGUAAAUAAGUACUUGAUCUAAAAAAAUAUUUUCUCUGACAAGUUUGACAUCUGAUCCCAAAUUAUAUGUCACCAUUACUGGAAAUUCCUUCACUUAAUUAUUUCAGAAUUAAUAAUUAUGUAUAAUCCAUUUUAUAAUUUCAAAUUGGUUUGAAAUUGCUUGUUAGUAUACAGACUGCUUUAAAGAAUUGCAUACCUCCUUUAACCCAAAACAGCAUGUAUUUUUAGCCCAGAUGUAUCCUGUUAUUGUUAUCUCCCAAAUGCUUUGGUAAACCCCCAUACUGUAUUUUGGGGAAAUAUUUAAAAUGUAGAUGAAACUUCUUUCUGAUAUAGAAAUCACUUCUGGAGUGCUUACACUAGUUUGAUGUUUACAUUGCUUUAACACAGUGCCUCGAAUACUUCUGUGACCAAAUUUGUCUCCAACCACAUAGCUCACAUUUCCUGUGAUGUCAUAAGAGGGCCUCACAGAGACACUAAUACAGUGAAAGAUGUCCUGGUAUCUUCAGCAAAGCGUACAGGAUGUUACUGGAAUCUGGAGAUGAUUACCACCAUCUCUUUCUCCUAAGCUUCUCAUGGAAAGGGCAUUGCUUGAGAUUCAACUGUGAGUAGGUACAAGGUUACCUUCUAAUACACAGAAAGAAAAAUCCUUUGAAAACUGUGUCAAAAAAUAGCUGAGAAAACAUGUUGUCUUGGUAUGACGGGUGUCACAAGUCAUAAAUUGGCAGAGAAAAUGCGAAAUGCUAGAAAUUGAGCUUGUGGGUCUCUACGUAAGUUUUAGAAUUCUUGAAACCGCUCUAGUGAUUUGCUAUCAUUUCCAUAUUAUCAGCUAUACACUGCAAAAAAAUUCAAAACCAGCAUUUUCUAAAGCAAAGUAAACAUUUCAUCUGUUGUUCUGAACCAGAUGGGCCAGUCCGGUCCAUGUAUCAGCGGAUGUCUUUGUUAUGCUUCUAGCAUAAAUUAUUCUCUGCCAACCUGCACACACAAAAUAAAAUGAACUGGGUAAGAGUUUUAAUCAGAUCUUUCUUGUCUCCACUGUAAGAGGGAGAAGUUUGACCAUAGGGAAUUACAUGACUACAUUAAGAAUAAUUUAAUAACAGCCAAAAUAUCCUAUAAAGUGUUAAUUGAAUCCAGUGGAAAUCAAUAAGUUUGAUGAAGCUCAUCUACAUACUCAUCAGCCAGAAAGAGAAGCAAUAUGUGUAAUAGUGAAUAGGUAUAGUAGGAACCUGGAACCUAUGUCCAUGACACAAAAUUAUUCACUGCUCUGUAUCUCUGCUCACUUUUAAAAAGGUUACAUAUGCUUUCUUCAGUGUCUAUUAUACUAAAACACUGAAGGAAAAUUCUCAUCCAUGAAGAAUUUUGGGGUUAUCAUCUCCAACUCAAACUGUGAAGAGAUAAUAUUGAAAUUUCUGGUUUCCUAAGAGAAUGAACUCUUUAAAAGAGAGAUCUGAGAGCUGGUGUGAGCCAAAGGGAUGGAAAAGUUGCCUUUCACCCUGUACCACCAAGCUUUAAAACAUUAAAAGAAGGCUGGUGCCUGUGAGUAUUUUAGGGAACGCUUUGUUAUCUUUAAAGAUGCCAAGAUGCUUGAGAAAGUUGUCAGAGAAUUCACCAAACACUAUAUUUUCUUCUUGAUCCUCGACCAAUAUGAUAUAAACUUGUUUCCGGGGAGAGCGCUGAGCUCUUAGACAUGGAAAGCAGAAAUAGAGUAUUAUCUGAGAUGAAUGUUGUCUCAAUGCUUUAUAAACCCAUGACGAUAUUUGUCUCAAAGUAGAACUGAUAAAAUCAUUGUUAGAAAUCUAAGGAGUUUUGUAAAUUUGUUGCCUUAGAAUUCUUAGGUGGAGACCCAAACGUGAUGACAUUGUUGGGGAAAAGCUGUAAAGGGAGGUUAGAGCUAAAUGUUGUCUGAAUAGUGUUCUUAAAUAUUGCAGAAGGCCAUACUUUGAGUUUGAUUUUUAGGUAGAAAACAAAAGGAGAAUUAGUAACAGGUAGAGUUUUUGUAACUAGAUCCAUGGCAAAUAUCUAACCAUCAUUUUUAUCUACCAAGUAGUUUAUGCCUUUAGAACUAAGCUAAUAAAAACAUUCAAACGCCAAAUGUUUCAUUAGUGGCAUCAAAAUGUGGGAACUUUGAAACAUUUUGUUUGCUCUAUCCGAACUUAAUUUUCUCAUAAGUUGCAUUUUGAUUAAUUUUUCAAGGAAUAGAAUCAAAAAGAUGCUUCUCUGCAGAUCUCCUUUUACCAACAGUGUAUGGUUGAGAUAUUUUCUAGCUUCAUACAUAGAUAGAACAAAAAACAAGCAAAAAACAUUAGUAACAAAAUAGUAGGGUUAUUUAAAAGGGUGUCAGCUUUUGAAGAAAAAAACUUACAAAGAAAUCAUCUUUGAGUCGAUCAAACUUGUUUAAUGGCUCCUUUUCUUUCCAACAGGUCACGGAAAUCAUGGCUAAUAUCCCUCAACUAACUUAGUCUUUAAGAAUCAUUAGCAAAUUUUGUAGAAGUGGGCAUGUCUGUCCUUAACCUAAUGGAUCCCUUAUUUAACCAAAGGCUCUUGUCCUUAUAUCUGUUGGAACAUCAAAAUAGUGUCUGUCCCUAGUAAACGUGUUCUUAUAAUUUUCUGUUCUCCAGGUUAUUUUUUUAAAUCCUCUUUGAGAGGAAACUUAGUAUUGUAGAAAGGAGACUCGUCAGAAAGAACAAUUUGGGGCUCAUGAGUGUGCCAUUAAAUAUCUUAGUGUGCCAUAUCUCCUCAUAUGGAACUUAUAAACCCUGUGUCCCUCAUAGACUUCAUGUCAGUAUCAAAGGAAACUACAUCUAAGAAAUUGGUUUGUAAAUUAUGUUCCCUUUCGUAAACAGGCACUAUUAUCAUAAGCUAAGAGUAAUAAAAAUUACAGUAAUAAUUUAAACCACUUGUGAAAAGAAGUGUCAUAGCAGGGACAAAACACCAAUUUUACUAGUGGGUAUUGGAAGGCAUAAAAUGUUAGCAACUUGAAGUCAUUGUAUUUGAUUGGAAAUGUUUAAUAUAUCUCAAGUUCUUGAAAAAACUAUGAGCUCUAUUUCAUUUUGUAUGUCAUCUUGUAUUUGUUUCAAGGAGUCCAAUUACAUUCUAGAUAGUAUAUUACAACUUGGUCAGGUCCUCCUUGUACAAAUAGGGCUUUUGUGUCCAUAGCCUUGCAAAAGGUACUGACUGCAUCUGAAAUUAUCUAAGAGAAAUAAGUUAUCCUGCUUAAUGUAUUAAAAAUAGAUAAUGUUCAACAUAACACUGAAGUGCUUCACUGUAUUCCGACAGUCUACCUUUAAGUGAUAUUAUUCUCAUUGUUAGGCUAAGCACUUUUGAUUGUUUUGUCUGUCAUCUACACAGACCACUGUUUUGUCUAGUGCUAUGAAUGUAAAUGAAAACCUUAAACACGGUGUUUUUACUUUAUGCACCCGUGAGUAGACUGUGGUGCCUGACAAACACUGUUAGAUCAUAAUUUUGUUGUAUCAAAGUUCUAGUGGCUUCAGAAAUCAUAGCAUCCAAUGAUUUUGUGGUGUCUGGGUUUGAAUACUAUGGUGGAGAACUGUAUUCAGUGAUUGUUUCUGCACACUUUUUCAAAUAAAAAUGCAUUUUUGUCAGUAA